UUUUUAGCGAAAACACCGGCAUUGUUGUUACCUGAACUGAAUUAAAAAAUGUCCGUGGAAAUCCUUAAGCAAGGCGCCGAGGGACGCCUGUAUCUGGGCGAUUUUAAAGGAGAACCCUGCCUGAUCAAGGAGCGGUUCGUGAAGAAGUACCGCCACCCGGAACUGGACACCCAGAUUACGCGGCAGCGCAUGAAAGCCGAGGCAAAGGCGUCUGGCAGAUGUCUUGCCGCUGGGAUCCUGGCCCCAAAGAUUCUCCACUCGGAUCUCAACAGCCACAAGCUGUAUAUGGAAUACUUUGACAAAGCCAAGACGGCCAAGCAGUUUAUCCAGGAGACUGUGACCAACCAGGCCGAGGAUCUGGCCAAGAAAUCCCUUGUGGAGUUCUGCACGAGGAUUGGCGCAAUCAUUGGAAAAAUGCACUCCAAUCACAUAAUACACGGCGAUCUGACCACUUCCAAUAUCCUCAUCAAUCCAAAGGGCGGCGAUUAUGAUGUAAUACUGAUAGAUUUCGGAUUAAGCCACUACAAUCAGGCCACCGAAGACAAGGGCGUGGAUCUGUACGUCCUGGAACGGGCGCUAUUGAGCACCCACAGCGAGCAGCCGUAUCUCUUCGAGCACAUCCUCACCGAAUAUCGCAGGGAGUGCGGGAAGGAUGAGCAGGCCGUGCUGUCCAAAUUCGAGGAGGUGAGAGCCCGAGGACGCAAGCGGACCAUGAUCGGUUAACAAAUAAUAAAGUUUAAUCGAAGUUA
Drosophila suzukii is the source of this 749-nucleotide messenger RNA. It is a transcript of the gene Tcs5, whose product is annotated as TP53 regulating kinase. The record is from RefSeq and is a predicted model, not a curated record. Gene Ontology annotation, molecular function: ATP binding; protein serine/threonine kinase activity. Gene Ontology annotation, cellular component: cytosol; EKC/KEOPS complex; nucleus. NCBI's taxonomy places the organism in Eukaryota, Metazoa, Arthropoda, Insecta, Diptera, Drosophilidae. Gene Ontology annotation, biological process: protein phosphorylation.